AUGGUUUUCUCGAAGUCUUCACGGAGCGCUGGAUCGCUUUUGCUCUUGUCGCUGGCUGCACCCGCCAUCGCUUCUUCAUACUCGCUCGUCGAGACGUGGCAGGGAAAGAACUUCCUCGACUACUUUGGUUUCCACACCGGCGCUGACCCAACUAAUGGUUUCGUGACCUAUGUCAAUCAAAGCACUGCCGAGAGCUCUGGCCUGUUGAAGAUUACCGACUCCGGCAGUGUUUACAUCGGUGUUGACCACACAACUACUCUCAGUCCUAGUGGAAAGGGUCGUGACUCUGUGCGCAUCGGCACAACAAAAUACUAUGAUCAUUCUCUUGUCAUUGCCGACCUUGCUCAUAUGCCUGGUAGCAUCUGUGGUACUUGGCCCGCGUUCUGGUCGGUUGGUGAGUCGUGGCCCGGGGAUGGCGAGAUUGAUAUCAUCGAGGGUGUCAACUUACAGGACCACAACGAAAUUGUCAUGCAUACGUCUGGUACUUGUGCCUUGACCGAUGAAGGUAUGACAGGAGCUGUUAAUGCUACCGGCUGUGGUGAGGAUUUAGGCACAGUGGGAUGUGUUGUGGAGGGUGCUGAGGGGAGCUAUGGUACUUCCUUCAACAAGCAGGGCGGUGGUGUGUAUGCCAUGGAAUGGACUUCUUCGUUCGUCAAGAUCUGGUUCUUCCCGCGCUCUUCCAUUCCAGCUUCAAUCACUGCUGGUGCCCCUGAUGUCACCAAAUUUGGUACCCCCAUGGCUCUUGUGCAGGAUGGAUGUGAUGUCGCCUCCAGUUUCAAGGCUCAAUCUUUCAUCUUCGAUGUCACCUUCUGUGGUGACUGGGCUGGUGGCGUUUUUGCCAAGUCCAGUUGCCCCAUGGGCUCCAGCUCGGAUCCUUCGCAGAGCUGCAUCAAUUACGUCGCCGAGAACCCCUCUGCAUUUGAGGAGACUUACUGGGAAAUCAACUCCGUGAAGAUUUACCAGACUGGGGUGCACGCAUCCCUUUCGUCGACUUCGUCUGCCUCUACUGUCUCAUCCACCACUCAAUCCAUUAAGUCUGCUACCGCAUCAGCUGUCAGUACUGAGCGCAGUGUCGCGUCUACGACACUUGAAUCUUCUUCCUCUGCCUCUGAAUCAACUGCCGCCGUUACCUUCAAGGUUUCCAAGACCGGUGCCCGCACUGUCACCGAUUUUGUCACCGACUUCACGACUAUCUGCCCCGAGACCGAGGCCGCCCACGCCACUCAGGCAUCUGCGCAGUCCAGUGUUGUCCAGAGUGUAGCCACUACCCCCGUUUCCGGUGCUUACGCUCUCGGUACUUCCCCCGUUAGCACCGGUAGAAUUGUUACCGAUGUCGUUACCGAUACAACAACCAUCUGCCCUGAGACCGCCAGCGCAUCCGCAUCCAUUCACUACCAAUUCUCGCCAAAUGUCGAUUCAGAUUCCGCCUGGGAGACCCCCAGUGUCGGCUCGGGAGCUGAUGCCUAUUCCAGCCGAGUUGGUGUCCCAUCCUACCCAGCCGUAGUCGCACCCUCUGCAACCCCAACUGCCUGGGGUGGUGCGUCCGCAGACUACACAAAAAAACCAUCCCAAUCACCAAAUGUGUCUCCCAGCACCGUAACAGGCCUACCAACAAUAAUCCCAGCCCCCGGUGUUGUUCUCGGCUCAGCCAACAUCCCAACAUUCUACCCAUCUGCAACCUCAGCAUCCGGCAAUUCUGCCGCUUCAGUCUCAUUUGAUAGUCCCUCCAGUACUUCCAGCGCUGUUUUCAAUGCAGUAUUCACUGGCGUAGCGGAUAAAAACUCUGCUAAGUAUUCAUUACUUGCUGCUGCUUUGGGUCUUGCUUUGGUUGCAUAA
Molecule: messenger RNA, 1836 nt
Organism: Penicillium taxi
Lineage: Eukaryota; Fungi; Ascomycota; Eurotiomycetes; Eurotiales; Aspergillaceae
Gene: eng2
Product: putative GPI anchored endo-1,3(4)-beta-glucanase
Exons: 1
Coding region: 1-1836 (611 amino acids)
Biological process (GO): glucan catabolic process
Molecular function (GO): hydrolase activity, hydrolyzing O-glycosyl compounds
Source: RefSeq, a predicted model, not a curated record